Asparagus officinalis (garden asparagus) is the source of this 537-nucleotide messenger RNA. RefSeq lists its product as uncharacterized. Lineage: Eukaryota; Viridiplantae; Streptophyta; Magnoliopsida; Asparagales; Asparagaceae. The transcript has a single exon. Bases 1 to 537 code for a protein of 178 amino acids. The record is from RefSeq and is a predicted model, not a curated record.
AUGGAUGAUAACAAAGCUCCGGGCCCUGAAGGUUUUGGUAUGUCCUUCUACAAGUCAUCUUGGAGUGUUAUUGGUGAUGAGGUAACUAAGGCCAUUUCUGACUUCUUUCAAUCUGGUAAAAUCCUGGGAAUGAUUAACUCUACUUCCAUCACUUUGGUUCCAAAAGUGAAAUGCCCUAAGACCCCAUCUGAUUUUAGGCCUAUUGCUUGUUGUAUCCUUACUAACAGGAUAAAAUCAGUAAUGGGUUAUCUAAUUAAUGAAGCUCAAUCUGCAUUUGUAAAAGGUAAACAUAUCUCAAGUAACAUCCUGCUUGCAAAUGAGAUUGUGAAGAGUUACAAUAGGAAGCACAUUUCUCCAAGAACUAUGCUGAGUAUAGACAUUAAAAAGGCCUUUGAUACCAUAAGCUGGAACUUCCUAAAUGAGAUGCUUUUAGGCCUUGGUUUUCCUGUAAAAUUCAUAAAUUGGAUUAUGGUGUGUAUCUCUUCAACAAAAUACUCCAUAUCAUUGAAUGGAACCCUUCAUGGUUAUUUCAAAUGA